CGAGAAGGACCGACUCCAUUUUGUGAGAGCCGUUGAAGCAGAGCCGAGACUCCCGCCACCGCGAACCAGCCGAACACCAGAGACAGUCUCAGUCAGACCGACAGCCCGCUAACCAAGUUAUCAUCCGAAAGGAAAGCAAAUCUUAUCGUAUGUCCGGUAUCCAGAACCUCCAAUCUUUUGACCCCUUUGCUGAUGCAACUAAGGGUGAUGACCGCCUCCCAGCCGGGACUGAGGACUACAUCCACAUAAGAAUCCAACAGCGGAACGGCAGGAAGACCCUCACCACUGUUCAGGGCAUUGCCGCCGACUAUGACAAGAAGAAGCUAGUCAAGGCCUUCAAGAAGAAAUUUGCGUGCAAUGGGACAGUGAUUGAGCACCCAGAGUAUGGUGAAGUGAUCCAGCUUCAGGGAGACCAGCGUAAGAAUAUCUGCCAGUUCAUCAUGGAGGUUGACCUGGCCAAGGAGGAGCAGCUCAAAGUCCACGGCUUCUAGAAGCUGCUAGCAGCCCUCUCCCCCCUUCUCUCCUAGAAGGCCAUUAAACAACCCCCCCAACCCCUCUCCUCCCCCCUUCCUCUUAUGUGCUGCUGUUGCUCUUUCUCUCCCCCCUCGCAGCCCCACCAGCUCCUAUUAGCUAACACGUGAAUUACCUCUGACAAACAUGGGACUCUGUAACACCGUUGCCCCCCUUCGACACCAGGGGGCAGGCUCGCUCUCUCAAAGACGCACCACUGCAGCUCCACACAACAUCAGGGAUGAGUGGUGACGACCCGGCCACACACACACUUCCUCCUUCCCCCUUUGCCCCUCGUUUAUUUCCUUUUUUAAUUUUCUUUUUAGGUUCUUGUGCCACAACGAGGCACCGUUUCAUGUAACUUUUUUGUUUUGUACUUAAAGGUGUUUCAAUAAAAUGAUGAGUGUCCAUA
This is a messenger RNA of Dicentrarchus labrax (European seabass), 922 nucleotides long. Its product is annotated as eukaryotic translation initiation factor 1b. Gene Ontology annotation, cellular component: eukaryotic 43S preinitiation complex. The record is from RefSeq and is a predicted model, not a curated record. The transcript has 4 exons. Gene Ontology annotation, molecular function: RNA binding; ribosomal small subunit binding; translation initiation factor activity. Lineage: Eukaryota; Metazoa; Chordata; Actinopteri; Moronidae. Gene Ontology annotation, biological process: translational initiation. The coding region runs from base 150 to 491 and encodes 113 amino acids.